UCGCCUUGGCAACACAGGCAUAAGGGGCGGGCACAAGAGAGUGGCAGCCAAUUGUGCGGGGCGGGCUCGACGCGAAGAGCCAAUGGCGAUGCCACUAGGAUCCCCUCAGAAGGGCGAGGCGGCGGCGGCGGCCUUGAAAAAGAGCGAGGAGCCGGCUGUCCUGGCCAUGGCGGCGCAGCUACGAAGGGGUCUGUUGAGUUGUGGCCUGUGAAACUCUCCGCCACUGGCUUGGUGGCAGCGUGUGGCGAACCGGCUUUCCUUCUUCUUGGGCUUGGGCUCCACUCGAGCGUGGCUCCAACUGCACGUGUGCAUGAGAUGCCAAACCAUCUGAAGAAAGACAUGAUAGUAGAUCAUGGCAAGACCCGCAGCCUGUUGAAUGGUCCGCGGGGGCCUCUGCAAGAAAUCAGCAACAGGAAUGUGAUCCAAAGACCCAAAGGAUUCAAGGAUCCCAGUUCAUUCUCUAUGGAAGUGGAAUUGUGCCAAGCCUUUUCUGAGAUGCUGCGGGGCAAUAUAGAAGAUAUUGAUGCUGGUGACAGGGAGGACCCCCAGAUGUGCAGUGACUACGUGAAGGAUAUCUACCAAUACCUGAGGCAACUGGAGCUCCAGCAGCGUGUCUUUCCCUUCUACCUUGAUGGCACAGAGAUCAAUGGUCGGAUGCGAGCCAUUCUUGUUGACUGGCUGAUCCAGCUCCAUGCAAGGUUCCAGCUUCUGCAGGACACUCUCUACAUGUGUGUGGCCAUCAUAGAUCGCUUCUUGCAAGCUCAGCUUGUCUCCCGCAAGGAACUCCAGUUGGUCGGUGUUACUGCGAUGCUUCUGGCUGCAAAAUAUGAAGAGAUCUAUCCACCAAGUAUUUUGGAUUUUGUCUACAUGACCGACCGAGCAUACACACCAACUCAGAUCCGGGCAACGGAGCAGAAGAUCCUUAAGGAGCUUAACUUUGCCUUAGGAAGACCGCUACCACUCCACUUCCUGAGGCGAAUAGCCAAAGUUUCUGAUGCAUCUGCUGAAUCGUACCUGCUAGCAAAGUACCUCAUGGAGCUGACCCUUUUGGACUACAAUAUGGUGCAUUAUAAUCCUUCAGAGGUUGCAGCUGCAGCGAUUUGCCUGUCUCGGAAGGUCUUCUCAGAAGGCCAGUGGAACCCCAAGCUGUGCUAUUACACUGGAUAUGAAGAGGAGAGUCUUACUCCUGUUAUGGAGCACAUGGCCAAGAAUGUUGUCAGAGUCAACAGGAAUCUAACAAAACACCUUGCUGUCAAGAACAAAUAUUCUAGCAGCAAAUUCCUGAGGAUCAGCACUAUCCCUCAGCUGAACUCCAGCACCAUUAAAGACUUUGCAGCGCCUUUGCUGGGUGAAGCCAGGCAGCUGAUGUGAGCACUGCCCAAUCAUUACAUUGAAGAAAAUAUGCCUUUUUUGGAUGUGGCCUUCUGGAGGUCUUUUUAAGGUGGAUGCUUUAGAGUUGCUCUUAAACUAAUAUUCCAUUUUCUUGUACAUAAUAAAGAUAUUGUAAAAAAAACACUCCUUUUACAAAAACGAAAAGCAGGAGUCCGAAUAGCAUUACCAAGGCAGAGCAACACUUCGCUAGUUUGGCAGUCUUGCAAGUCCAUUCAUUCUUUCUAGCUGCCCAUCUCACUGUGCUGCUUGGGCUUACCAGGGUAAGUGAAAGCCUGAGAGGGCCAGCAGGCAGCUUCCUUUCAUGCUUCUGCUCCAUAGCAUUUCAAUGACUUGAAAAUGUUGCACAUCUCCUUAUGCACAGGAGCCAGAAGUGGUCCCCUCAAUGCCGUGUGCUUUCUCGGCCAACAAUGAUUUGCUGUUCUUGGCCAGACACUAAGACAUCCGGGUGAAGCCAGCUUCACAAGCCAAGAGAAAAUGUUUUUGGUCAUUUUCAGCAUUUUUUGGUAACCAAAUUUAAACAUCUGGAAUAAAUGACAAGUGAAGCAAUUCUGCUUUUCAUUCCACCU
Molecule: messenger RNA, 1958 nt
Organism: Lacerta agilis (Sand lizard)
Lineage: Eukaryota; Metazoa; Chordata; Lepidosauria; Squamata; Lacertidae
Gene: CCNB2
Product: cyclin B2
Exons: 8
Coding region: 316-1371 (351 amino acids)
Biological process (GO): regulation of cyclin-dependent protein serine/threonine kinase activity; mitotic cell cycle phase transition
Cellular component (GO): cytoplasm; cyclin-dependent protein kinase holoenzyme complex; nucleus
Molecular function (GO): cyclin-dependent protein serine/threonine kinase regulator activity
Source: RefSeq, a predicted model, not a curated record